Molecule: messenger RNA, 3187 nt
Organism: Pollicipes pollicipes
Lineage: Eukaryota; Metazoa; Arthropoda; Thecostraca; Pollicipedomorpha; Pollicipedidae
Product: cold shock domain-containing protein E1
Exons: 12
Coding region: 410-3175 (921 amino acids)
Molecular function (GO): nucleic acid binding
Source: RefSeq, a predicted model, not a curated record
CAAACGGAGAACAGCAAGAUCGAUAAUGGCGGCAUGUCAUCAUUGCUGUGCUGUAUAAGUCGCAAAAGGUUAACCAACCAUUACAACAUCUAAGCGACAUAAGAAACAAACUCAAGCGCACACUACUACCAUCAAACACAGCAAGCAUUGAGGACAUCUGAGGAUUACAUAUUCUUCUCCCUAAGCAACCAAUUGUCUGUCAGACCCUGCUGAUUUACACAAUUAUCACUGGAUAGUAAAGGUCUUGAGCUGCGCACUUCCUUUUUGUGAUAACGUGCUCCAACGGUACUGCACUACUCGACCAGGCGUCGGCCAUCCCUCUCGGGAUACGUUCUUUACCCAUUCACCUUCACUGAAGAGAGCGUCUGUCCAGAAGGGAAUCUCGCUCACGACCCGCAACUGCUUCAUCAUGUCCCACAAUCCUCAGUGGAAUUCGUUCCAGCCGCCAGCCCCGCCCAGCAUGAAACCUUACUCCAACUACCACUCGGCCAGUAGCGGGUAUGGCGCGUAUUCAAGCUCGUCCCAGUCGCCGUCGGGCCCGCGCUACGGCGGCGGCGGCGGCAGCCCGCACUACGCUAGCCAACAGUCGAACGACUCGGUGGGCGGCGGCGGCGCAGAGUUCGACAUUGGCGUCUUCUCGGUCGGCCACUUCUCGUCCGGAGCCAAGAACGGCGGCUUCGGCAUGAACGGAUUCUCGGCCAAGGAGGGGAGCCCCAGCCACGGCGCGCACGGCCUUCGCGAAACGGGCAUCAUCGAAAAGUUGCUGCACUCGUACGGCUUCAUCCAGUGCUGCGACAGGCAGGCUCGCCUCUUCUUCCACUUCAGCCAGUUCGACGGCACCAUCGAGCACCUGCGUGUCGGCGACCCGGUGGAGUUCGAGAUGACUUACGACCGCCGCACGGGCAAGCCCAUCGCCUCCAGCGUCUCCAAGAUCACGCCCGAGGUGACGCCGCAGGUGCUGAGCGAGGAGCGCGUGACGGGCACGGUCACCACCGAGCUGACGCCGGGCGCGCCCGCCCAGCACGGCCGCAUCAGCUACGAAAACCGCGGCGAAUGCUUCUUCCUGCCCUACGACAUGGAGGACAUCGAAGGCAACGUCAGCCUUCGCGUCGGCGACCUGGUCAGCUUCCAGAUGGCGACCAACCCCCGGACGGGGAACCUGGCGGCGCACAACGUGCGACUCGAGAACCCGGCCAACCCGAUCCACUAUCAGGGCAUGGUGUGCUCGCUGGAGUCGGACGAGCGGGGCGGCUUCAUCGAGCGCGCCGACGUGGUGCGCGAGAUCGUGUUCAGCUGCGCCAGUGUGCAGGGCGACCGGGCCGUCACGCUCGGCGACGAGGUGGAGUUCACCAUCCAGACGGUCAAGGGCAAGGAGGUGGCAACGAACAUCGUACACCUGGAGCCGGGCACGGUCGUGUUCGAGGACAUCGACCCGGCGGACGUCAAGGGCCAGGUGCUGAAGGCGCUGGACGACGCGGCCGAUAACAACGGCCGGCCUCAGCGAGGAAAAAGUCGAAGACAAGUUACUGUAAACGACCCGAUGCCGGGCCGCGUGCGGUACCGCGUCAAGGACAGCUCGGAUGUGGUGGAGGUGCCGUUCGGCGAGCGCGACCUCAAGGGCAAGUUCACGCUUCGCCACGGCGACUGGGUGCAGUUCAACGUGGCCACGGACCGGCGUGACAAGCUGAAGCGCGCCACCGGCAUCUCGCUGCUCGAGCAGUCGUUCGUCGUGUCUGGCGAGAAGCGCGAGCAGGGCGUGCUGCUCUCCGUCAAGGAGCGCAGCUACGGCUUCAUCCGCUGCGUGGAGCGCGACAACAACCUGUUCUUCCACCUCUCAGAAAUGGUGGACCCGGAGCGUGGCCUGCAGAACAAGGACGAGGUGGAGUUCACCGUGGUGUCCGACCCCAAGAUCGCCUCCCGUAUGACGGCCAUCCGGAUCCUGCGCCUGCCGCCCGGCACGGUCCGCUUCGAGACGCUGGUGCAGGCGCAGGUGACGGGCACCGUCACGCGCGAGCCCUCCUCCAAGUUCUCACGCUCGCCAGGCCGCGCCGCCGCCUCCGCCAACGGCAGCGGCGACAAAUCUCAUGAGACGGGCCUGAUCGAGCACGAGCUAAAUGGUACCAAGGCUACGGUCAGCUUCAGCCACAACGCCACCGACCCGCGGCACAGCCCGCGCCAGGGCGACAAGGUGCAGUUCAGCCUGAUGCAGUCACGCCGCACCAAGGAGCUGUGGGCGGCCGAGGUGGUGGUGACGGAGCGUGCCGAGCGGCCCGAGCGGGCCGAGCGACACACCGCGCGCGACGGCCUCGUGCCCGGCUCCAUUCACCAGGGCUACGUGGCUGCUCUCAAGGAGAACUACGGCUUCAUCGAGACCCUGCAGCACGACCGCGAGAUAUUCUUCCACUACAGCACGCUGCGCGGCGGCGCCGAGCAGCUGCAGCUGGGCGACGAGGUGCAGUACACGCUGAGCCGGGCUGGCAGCCAGGGCCGCGUGUCGGCCGAGAACGUGACACCGCUGCCGGCCGGCACGCUCUCGCAGCCGGCCGUGCUGCCCGAGACGCUGGACGGCAUCGUGGUGCGCCCGGUGCGCAGCGUCGACCCCGACCAGCCCGUGUACGCCGGCCUGGUGCAGGCCAACACCACUGAGGAGGUCGGCACCGCUUACGAGUUCGGCAUCACGUCGCUGGCCAACAAGAAAGAGUACCUGCAGGUGGGCGAUAUGGUUACCUUCCAAGUCGAGGAGGGUGAAAAGCGGGCCACCAACAUCAAGAUUCACCGGAAACGCCUCAGGGCUAUCGUGGAUGCCUUCAAAAACCAGUACGGCUUCCUGUCGUACGAGCAUGAGGAGGGCAAGAAGCUGUUCUUCCACAUCAGCGAGGUUAAGGACGGCGUGACGCUGCGCGAGGGCGACGAGGUGGAGUUCGGCGUGGUGACCUCGCACCGCACCCGGAAGUCGUCCGCCUGCCAGGUGGUGCGCAUCAGCAGCGCCUCCGACGAGAAGAAGAAGAACUCGUUCACGUCGCAGUCUGAGCGGCCGGACCGCGUGAUCCAACGCAUCCGCACCAUGGCGCUGAACGACCAGCGCCGGCCGCGUCAGGUGCAGAUCGUGCGCCAGCCGCGCGGACCGGAGGCGGACGGUGGCCGCGGCUUCAGCGCCCGCCGGCCGGCGGCCUGAGAGCCGCCGCCG